AUGGCAGAGAAGGAAGAAGAUGGAAAUUUUUCUAAGAAACGGCGUCUUACUGGAAGUUCUAAAUGGACAUUAGAUAAGAUUUCACGUCAGAUUACUGAAUCUCAAGCCACAUUAGACGUUGAUAAAAUGAUAAUGAUGCAAAGAGUAGAGUCAAGUGAAAAUGUUCCAACCAGUACAUAUCACAGUAGUGAAGCUCCACCAAUAUUUUUGGAAUCGGAUUUAUCUCAAGAAUCAAGGAACGUUCAAGUUUCUUGGUUUUGUGAUGAUGAAGAAGAGCUUGCUGAGAAGGAUUCUACGCCGACUGAACAGACUGACUCCAUCGGAUUUUUUCCCGAAAUAGAAUCCUUUAUGAUGGAAUCAGAGGAGUGUCCAGAGGCUGUUUUUGAUAUAGAAACGGAUUUGAACGAAUUAUUUGAUAUUUUUUCGGACGAUGACGAGGAACAUCUAGAUGACGAUGAUCUAUCGGUUACAGCGGGAAAAGAUUUCGAUCGUAUUCAAGUUACGCGGCUACUUUCCGCUGCAUUUUACUUGAAACAUGGUUUAUCCAAGUCAGGCCUUGGUGAUUUCCUCGACAUUUUAAAUGUUUCUUCUGAGCUAUAUCAAGAUGAAGAGCUAAGAAGUCCAUAUAUGUUUAUGAAAAAAUAUGGGAUUUUAAAUGCCGAUCUUAAAAGAAUUUAUCCUUGUUCUACGUGCUCCAAGACCCUAGAAAACGAUAAGAAUGGAUAUCCGAAAGAAACUCAGCCUUGUGGGCACAAUCAUUGCAAGGAAACAUCAGACAAAUGCUACACUCUCUUGCUCCCCGUUGAAGAACAAGUGAAAUUUUUCCUCCGUCACCAUGGAAUCAAAAAAAAAUUCUGA
Daphnia magna is the source of this 858-nucleotide messenger RNA. RefSeq lists its product as uncharacterized. NCBI's taxonomy places the organism in Eukaryota, Metazoa, Arthropoda, Branchiopoda, Diplostraca, Daphniidae. The record is from RefSeq and is a predicted model, not a curated record. The transcript is spliced from 4 exons. The coding region runs from base 1 to 858 and encodes 285 amino acids.